GAGUAACAAAGCCCCCCCUCCCCCAUUCACUACCUUCUUUAUAAUUAUUAAUAUCCUAUAAAACUCAACCUUCCAUUUCCCACCUUCCCAAAACCCAUUACACAUUUCCUUCAUCUUCUUUCAACAAUCACAAUUUUGGUCCAAGAUUAUACGCAAAAUGGAAAGCAAGGUGGCAUAUGAGAAUAUUGAGCUCAACCUCAAGGCAACCGAGCUUAGAUUGGGGUUGCCGGGGACACAUGAUUCUCAAGAAGCAUCACUUUUUGGUGCAAGAAACAACAACAAGCGGCAGUUGUCCGACACAAGCAAGGAAUGUGGAUCAAAGGGUAGUGCUUCUGAUGCUCAACAUGCUGAUGAUCAUGAAACUCCCCCUCCCGCCAAGACGCAAAUAGUUGGGUGGCCGCCGGUCAGAUCCUACAGGAAAAACAACUUGCAGCCAAAGAAGAGUGAGGCUGAGGCAUCUGGGAUUUACGUGAAAGUAAGCAUGGAUGGAGCCCCUUACCUGAGAAAGAUUGACCUGAGGAUUUACAAAGGCUAUCCGGAACUCCUCAAGGCUUUGGAGAACAUAUUCAAAUUCACCAUAGGUGAGUAUUCAGAGAGGGAUGGCUACAAGGGUUCCGAAUAUGCACCAACUUACGAAGACAAAGAUGGUGACUGGAUGCUGGUUGGAGAUGUUCCAUGGGAUAUGUUCAUGACGUCCUGCAAAAGGCUGAGAAUCAUGAAAGGAUCAGAAGCAAGAGGCUUGGGAGGUGGUGUUUGAGAGAAGUCACAAGCCACAGCAACCCAAAAAGGAUUCAUCACUCUCAAUUAGAGCAAAUUAUCUCUCAGCUUGGGUUCUCGAGGAAGAAAUUUGGAUUUGAUUUUGGUCUCAAUUAGAUUCACAGUCUCUGGUGUUGGGCAGAAAGAUCAAUAGUGCAGUUACAGUUUAUUUCCUGGGAUUUGGCAGAAACAUCUGUACGUACGUGGUGGUUUGAGCUUGUGUUUUUGAUGCUAAUCUAUUGCUUCUACUGAUUCUAUCAAGCCCGAUCGAACUGCAUUGCACAGAAAUAUUUGCUUCGAAAGAAAAUGUAUAAGCGAAAUGACAUGUGUUUAAUUACUUCAGUUUGGUUUUUGUAUUGUUAAUAUGGACAUAAUCAUAUAAAGCUAUAUAUAUAUACCAAAUUAUAUGUUUAUACAAUUAAUGUAUUUUCCAUCUGAUUUUGUUCC
This is a messenger RNA of Corylus avellana, 1203 nucleotides long. RefSeq names its product AUX/IAA transcriptional regulator family protein (gene ATAUX2-11). Gene Ontology annotation, cellular component: nucleus. Lineage: Eukaryota; Viridiplantae; Streptophyta; Magnoliopsida; Fagales; Betulaceae. The record is from RefSeq and is a predicted model, not a curated record. Gene Ontology annotation, biological process: regulation of DNA-templated transcription.